This is a messenger RNA of Anopheles aquasalis, 1653 nucleotides long. RefSeq lists its product as uncharacterized. Lineage: Eukaryota; Metazoa; Arthropoda; Insecta; Diptera; Culicidae. The record is from RefSeq and is a predicted model, not a curated record. Gene Ontology annotation, molecular function: protein binding.
AUGUCAACGGUCGAGCUGCGGUGGCAAGUGGUGCGGGAUCUGGCCACCCAUAAGCUACGGUUCGGUCAGGUGAACGAAGCAGUCGCAACAUUCACCGAAGCACUCACGGUCGCACCACCUCCAUCCACCGGUGACGAAGAUGGCGAAUCGGCGAAGGUACUCACCGGAAAGGCCACCGCUGAACUGGCCGCAUCCACUCCGGACCGUGCCCUGGAAACACUCCACAAAUCCGGCACGAAGUACCCCGCAACAGUGCUACGCUGUCGCGCCCUCUACGGUGUGGCCGAUCUCGAGCAGCAUCUACUGGCGGCAGCGAACGGUCAACGGAUGCAGGGACCACCCGGUGGCCAUCGUAAUCUAGAGCUCGAAGCAGAGAUAGACCUCGGUCGAUCAACGUUCGAUGUCGUGCUCGGUGACCGGGCCGGGGCUCGUUCGUUGCUCGAGUACCGUCAUCGUUUUCCACAAAUCGAAGCGGAGCAGCGUCUACGGAGGGCGCAGGCCAUCGAUCGACCUCGCUGGAAGGUGCUGGCCGACGCCGGCGAGUGUGAUGUGAUCAGUGUGCAGGAAGUGGUACGCCAGCAGCCACCGAUUCGUGAACGAGCUCGACGUGAAAGGAAUAGCCGCAUCCUCGGUCAACUGCACCUCGGACGUGGCUGGCAGGAUUGGCUGUUCUGCAAGGAACUGCGCCCCGAUGGACGGCAUGGUCCGACCGUGAAUCUCCCACAAACCCCGGACAGCUCCUCGGCCAUGGUGGCACUGAUCGAAGAGUGCUACCAGCGGACAUCGGCUUUCGUGAAGCAAUCGCAGGCACGCACACCCCUGUACAGCCAUCGGUUCGGACGUUUCGGUCCACCUGAGAACCGGCGGCGUGAAUGGAACGAUCUGGAUCACCUGCUGCGGUACCGCUACCGGGCAUACCGUGCCGUGUAUCGGCAUCUCGAUCACCUCCACGAGCUCCGUGGCACCCGCAAAACCGUUCAAUUGUUCCGGUACGCCGGUGAGAUACUGCGGGGCUUUUACAAAAUCACGACCGUCCGCGUACUGCCCGAAAAGGGGCGGCUGGUGCGCGAAAUUUGUAACUUGGUUGGAUUGACCAUCGUCGAUGGUUUGCGCAUUCCGGAGACGCUCAUGGAUGAACCGGCUGAGAAGCGUUUGCUGGCACUGUUCGCAGUACCGCCGGCGAAGGAAACGGUCUCGGUGGUGCCCGUUUUUGGUGACAUUUCAACGUACCGCGAUCCGACGGAACCGGAUCACAGCUUUCUGCGUUACAAGGCCAAGAUAACGGAACUGGAGGGCCAGUAUCAGCGCGUCCAGUAUCCGAUCGAGCGCUGCUUCCUCGAUCACGAAAUGGCUCGCCAUCAUCUGCUCAACGGAUGGCUCGAUGAUGUCAAAGUGAUGGGCACACGGAUCGUAGAGGAAGCGAUCGGUUGCGGGAGCCAUCUGUGGCGUCUGAUCGGACAUUUGACCAUCGCCAAAGCACUCUGCGCCCAGAACAACCUGGAGCAGCUCGCGAAACUUCUCUGCCAGGUGGCGGAGUUUGUGUCCCUCUCGUUACCGGACGAAAGAGUUGAGUUCUUCGUGGAACUGGCCCAGAAGCUGGUGCAACGGUUGCUCGACCGUAAGCAGGAAAGCGAAUUGCAUCUUUCCAGCUGA